Xenia sp. Carnegie-2017 is the source of this 1568-nucleotide messenger RNA. RefSeq lists its product as uncharacterized. The record is from RefSeq and is a predicted model, not a curated record. The coding region runs from base 255 to 1211 and encodes 318 amino acids. The transcript is spliced from 3 exons. Lineage: Eukaryota; Metazoa; Cnidaria; Anthozoa; Malacalcyonacea; Xeniidae.
UCAAGACAAAAUGCACAUUGCAUAGGACAAAAUGCGCAUUAGUAAUUGAAAAUAUGGCUUUUAAUUUUGGCGAAGAUCACCUUCCAUAGACGAAAAGUAGAAACCGUUUCUACUUUUCGUCGAGCGCUUGACGAUUUAGUUGACGAUUUUUAUUUCCUACUGCGCAUGUGGCGCACCGAAUUUUUAAGACGAUCGUCAUAAAAAUCGUCUUGUGGAGAUCCACCUUAACACAGUCAAAAAAAUCUUACACAACAAUGGCAGCAAAACAGCUAUCAACAAACCAACUACUUGAGCUUGGGGAUGAAAACGCAAGUACGGACGCGACUGGUAAAUGUGAGGAAAAUAAAGAAGUCGGGAAGUUAGCUCGUUCUUUGGGCGACCAGUUGUUCUCGACUCCCGAAGUCAAACGACACCAAAAUGAAAGAGAAAGGUCGAAUCGAACAAGCUGGUUGUCACAAUUUAGAGAAGCUAUUGACGUGACUCUGGUAUGGCUUGAACACAAAGGUCAAAAUAUGAAAGUGGAUGCAAAAAAACGAGAGCAAAUAUUGAGAAGACUGUUUAAUUUAACAAAAAUCGGGAUUAACGCUCGAAUCUUCGUGAUAAUGGAAAUAGUUAGCGCAUUUCUGACAAGCGAUCAAGAUCCGUUUCCAGGAAAGCGUCAAUACAUAGUGCAGUGUUUGGAAGAUGUCAAAGACAACCAGAAAUCCAUUGAGAGUUUAGUCGCAGAUGCGAGCAGGUUGCUUAAAGAAAUGUUGGGUGGUGAAAGCGUCGAUUUCCUAAAGGGCAUGCAGUUUGACAACAUCGUUAGGGAAGCAAAAACGAAGAUUGAUUUGUGUAGCCGGCGAUUGAACGGAGCAGAAAAAGCUAUUAAUGAGCUUGCUGGUAAAAUGAAAACCAUUAAAUGGAGUUUGCGUGGUAUGCGUGGUGCAGGUUUGGCGUUCACUACUUAUUUUCUGUUCAAGCGAUAUCAGGAAUCCAGUCAUUCGUUAUUGGACCUGUUGCAGUUUGGUGGGUUAACCCUGGUCGCAUUUAUCCGGUGUUUUAGGCAAUUUCUGGACACAGAGAGCGUUUUCUACGAGUUUAUUGCAAAACUCGAAUCGCAACACUGCUUGUUGAAGGAGAAACUGGAAAAUUUGCGCAUAAGCUUGACGAGCGCUAAAGAUUUUAGAGAUGGACCAUUGAAAAGUGUAGUAUUUAGCAGUAAAAUAUAACAACCUAUUUAAUUUAAAAACUUUAAGCAAACUAUUCAACUAUGUAUAGAGUUUGCCAACUACUCAUUAAAUAUAAAACCAAUUAAGGUCAGAAUGGCUAUAACUAAGAAGACUGAUGGACAAAUGAAUGACAAGCUGAUGAACAGCGUAGGCAAUAAUAGAAAAAGUUGCAUACAAUUUGUUUCAUUUAUUAUACAGAGAUCGGGAACAAUGGAGAAAGUCAAAUCAUUUCUGACUGGCGACAAAAAUCUGAGCUUUUUCUAAACAUUUUUCAAUGAAAGCACUUAUAAGUUAUUACAUAAUUGCUCAAACUUUCUAAAAUGUUCCUUAAUACACGUUAAUAUUUAUAUAAUGUAA